Molecule: messenger RNA, 2371 nt
Organism: Morus notabilis
Lineage: Eukaryota; Viridiplantae; Streptophyta; Magnoliopsida; Rosales; Moraceae
Product: probably inactive leucine-rich repeat receptor-like protein kinase At5g48380
Exons: 2
Coding region: 57-1913 (618 amino acids)
Biological process (GO): protein phosphorylation
Molecular function (GO): protein binding; ATP binding; protein kinase activity
Source: RefSeq, a predicted model, not a curated record
UCCUUCUUGCUUUCUUAGUACUGUUGCCACUUCUGUGGUCGAACACAUACACCAAUAUGACCCUCAAAAUCAAUACAGCUCUUGCUUUUCUCCACUUGUUCCUUGUGUUGUUCAUAGGUUCGGUCGAUGCGAGCCUUGCUCUCGGGGAUGAUAUCCCUUGCUUGAAAGCUAUUAAAGCUUCCUUUGAAGACCCUUUUGGUCACUUAAGCUACUCAUGGAAGUUUAACAACCAAACGGAAGGUUCCAUCUGUAGAUUUAAAGGGGUAGAGUGCUGGCACCCUGAUGAGAACAAGGUCCUUAAUAUCAACCUCUCCGGUAUGGGGCUCAAGGGCACUUUCCCCAGGGGAAUUAGAUACUGCACAAGCUUAAUGGGUCUGAACCUUUCCAAUAACGCACUCGCAGGCACCAUCCCGUCUGACAUAUCAAUGUUGCUCCCCUUCGUGACAAGUCUCGAUCUUUCCUCCAAUAGCUGUUCGGGUGAAAUCCCAAAAAACCUUGCAAAUUGUACUUAUCUAAAUGUCCUAAGGCUUGAUCACAACCGACUCACCGGUAAUUUGCCUGAGGAACUCGGUCUACUUACGAGGCUCAGAGAGUUUAGCGUGUCGAACAAUCUGUUGUCAGGGCGAGUUCCUGAUUUCCCGGCCGGACAGAUCACGAAUGAUAACUGCUACGCAAACAAUCCGCAACUCUGCGGGGGGCCUUUGGAGCCUUGCUCAGCUCAUGAGAUAAAAUUGGAUUCAUUCAAAAUAGGAUUUAUAAGUGGUUACGUGGUAUCAGCUGCAGUUUUGUUCAUAUACUUUUCUUUCUCUUGGUUGCAACUGAAGAUUAUGGUACUUCACAGGCUGCAAAACUGGGUCAGAACAAAAGAAGAAGCUGAUGAGCUAUUUCACUAUCCAACGUUGAAUCACAAGAUCGAGAUUCCCGGACUGGAAAUAUUAGUUAAUAGGAUAAGCUUGGCGGAACUCUGCAAGACAACAGACAAUUUCAGCACGGACAACAUCAUAGGAAUGGGAAAGACAGGGCCAAUGUACAAGGCCACUCUUCAAAAUAGCUUGUUUCUUGCGGUUAAGAGGUUCAACAACUCCUUACAAUUCGAGAGCCGGUUUUUAUCUGAGCUUUUGGCUUUGUCUAGACUGAAACACGACAACAUAGUCCCCUUAUUGGGUUUCUGCACACAGAGGAACCAAAUGCUCUUGGUGUAUAAGCACAUGUCAAAUGGGAACCUCCAUGAUUUGUUACAUGGUGAGCCUAAAAUCCUGGAAUGGCCUCUGAGGCUCAAAAUCGCCAUUGGAAUUGCCAGAGCCUUAUCAUGGCUCCAUCAUGGUUGCAAUUUUCGUCUAGUCCAUGGUGCGAUAAGCUCCAAAUCUAUCCUCCUAGACCAUCACUUCGAGCCUAAGAUAUCGAAUUUUGGCCAAACAAUCAUUUCGAAUCACGGAGGGGUAAUGUUUAAGUAUGAGAAUGAAGACGAUUCCGGUUUCCUUGUGAAUAGUGGGGUGUGGGAGUCAGAUUUUGUUAAAGAUGAUGUUUUUAAGUUUGGAAUUGUGCUUCUUGAGCUGCUCACACGGAGGGAAGCCAUCAAUGCCGGCUCUUCCACUAGUAGUUCUUACAAUAACUUAGUGGAAUGGAUUAAUCAUGUUUCAAAGGGCCCUAAUUUUGUUCUUGGCGAUGCCAUUGAUAAAUCUUUAUGUGGACAAGGAUUUGAUGAUGAGAUCAUGGAGGUCCUAAGAGUAGCAACUGAGUGUGUGCAGCCAUUUCCAAAUCAAAGGCCAACAAUGCUUCAAGUUCACGAAAGAAUUAGCAGUCUUGGAGAGAGAUAUGGCAUGAUCACAUCAGCAUAUGAUUCCGGAUACUCCAUCAACCAAGAUACAACUAGCACUGGAGACGAAAUACUUCCGGUUGAUCAGAACCAUUGAAGCACAACAUAAUGUUCAUGCAUAUAAAACAUUAUAUGUACAAUAAUAUUGCUAUAAGUACUAAAAUGUGGUUCUCUCUCUUUAUCCUAGCUGUUGAAUAUACAAUUAGCACGCAUAAGUGUUGAAAUUGUGACAAUGCAGUAUCAGUUUGUUGGUGCAGCCAAUUGCAUAACUAAGUGUAGAAGAUCAGAAUCAUGUUCUUCCCUUAUGUUGUGAACCCACCUUGCUCUGAUCCGGAUCUUCUCAAUGCUUUUCUUUAAAGUCAUAGCAAUUGAAGGAUAUGUGCGGUUUGCGAAAAAUGCUUCCACCUCUUCAGCCUUUCCAUCGCUGCAAAGCUGCAUACCAGAAUAACACUUGCAUAAUAUCAGAAAGUGGAAAACUUUUGUAAAAAAUUGUACAUUUCGUAUAAUUUUGGGAAUUUUAGAAAGAAAAUAAAAAACAUAUCUUUUACCACCGCA